UUUCGAAUCUCAUUUCACUUUAAUUAACCGCUCCUUAAUUCUAGUUACACUAUAUAAUGUGCCACUUACAUGUUUCUCAUCUGUAUUUACGAUAUUCACACUAAGCUUUCAAGUCACAUUACAUUAUCAUGGCAGAGUCCGCAGAGGUAGCUCCCUCAGAUGCCAAUCUCGGUCGCCACCUCGCUCAGCGUCUCGUUCAAAUCGGCGUCGAAGACAUUUUUACAGUGCCCGGUGACUUCAACCUCACGUUACUUGAUCACCUUAUUGCAGAGCCGAAGCUGAAAAAUAUUGGCUGUUGCAAUGAGCUGAAUGCAGGCUAUGCAGCUGACGGAUAUGCUCGUCAGAGAGGCGUGGGGGCUUGUGUUGUCACGUUUACGGUUGGGGGGCUUAGUGUGAUCAACGCGAUUGCAGGUGCUUAUAGUGAGAAUCUCCCGGUGGUUUGUAUUGUAGGAGGUCCGAAUUCUAAUGACUUCGGGACUAAUAGGAUUCUGCAUCAUACUAUUGGAAUUCCGGAUUUUGGCCAGGAGUUGCAUUGUUUUAGAUCUGUUACAUGUUAUCAGGCUGUUGUUGCUAAUCUAGAAGACGCGCAUGAACAAGUAGACCGUGCAAUAGCUACUUGCCUCAAAGAAAGCAAGCCUGUUUAUAUCAGCAUUAGUUGCAAUCUCCCGGGCAUCCCUCAUUCCACAUUUACCAGAAUUCCCAUUCCAUUUGCAAUUUCCCCCCGGUGUAGCAAUAAAGCCGGGCUAGAAGCUGCAGUAGAUGCUGCAGCUGCAUUUCUUAACAAGUCAGUGAAGCCAGUAAUGGUUGGAGGGCCGAAACUCAGAGUGUCCCAGGCCCAGGAAGCGUUUAUGGAAUUAGCAGAUGCAUCAGGAUACGCUGUAUCAGUAAUGCCAUCAGCUAAAGGGCAUGUCGGGGAGCAACAUCCACAUUUUAUUGGUACUUACUGGGGUGCAGUUAGCACUGCAUUUUGUGCUGAGAUUGUUGAAUCAGCAGACGCCUACCUAUUUGUUGGUCCUAUAUUUAAUGACUACAGCUCUGUCGGAUACUCACUCUUAGUCAAAAAAGAGAAGGCUGUUAUUGUGCAACCAGAUCGCGUAGUGGUUGCUAAUGGCCCUGCCUUUGGUUGCGUUUUAAUGAAGGAUUUUCUGAGGGAGCUUGCUACGAAGAUUAAGAAAAAUGAAACGGCUUAUGAGAACUAUCAUCGGAUUUUUGUUUCUGAAGGACAACCACUGAAAGCUGAGCCUCAGGAGGCUCUGAGAGUAAAUGUUUUGUUCCAGCAUAUUCAGAAGAUGCUGACGAGCAACACGGCUGUGAUUGCAGAGACAGGUGACUCGUGGUUUAAUUGUCAAAAGUUAAAACUGCCUGAUGGUUGUGGGUAUGAAUUCCAAAUGCAGUAUGGUUCAAUAGGAUGGUCUGUUGGUGCCACCCUUGGUUAUGCACAAUCAGUUCCUGGGAAGCGUGUCAUUUCUUGCAUUGGAGAUGGUAGUUUCCAGGUAACUUGUCAAGAUAUUUCAACAAUGAUACGAAACGAUCAAAAGAGCAUUAUAUUCUUGAUUAACAAUGGUGGAUACACAAUAGAAGUUGAGAUUCAUGACGGGCCAUACAAUGUCAUUAAGAACUGGAAUUACACUGCCCUUGUGGAUGCUAUACAUAAUGGCGAGGGCAAUUGUUGGACAAUGCGGGUAAAGACUGAAGAGGAGCUUAUUCAAGCUAUCGACACAUCGUUAGGAGACAAGAAAGAUUGUCUGUGUUUUAUAGAAGUGAUUGUGCAUAAAGAUGAUACCAGCAAAGAGCUGCUGGAAUGGGGAUCAAGAGUUGCUUCUGCUAAUAGUCGCCCUCCUAAUCCUCAGUAGAAUAUGUGAUACACAUCAACUUUCUUAAGUUUUGUAUUUCACAGUUAUAUCAGUAUUGUCUAUCAGACUAUCAUCUAAAAUAAGAGUUUUAAAAUUAUAAAAACUUUGUUUUGAAAUUUU
Molecule: messenger RNA, 1973 nt
Organism: Daucus carota subsp. sativus
Lineage: Eukaryota; Viridiplantae; Streptophyta; Magnoliopsida; Apiales; Apiaceae
Product: pyruvate decarboxylase 2
Exons: 6
Coding region: 129-1853 (574 amino acids)
Cellular component (GO): cytosol
Molecular function (GO): thiamine pyrophosphate binding; pyruvate decarboxylase activity; magnesium ion binding
Source: RefSeq, a predicted model, not a curated record